Molecule: messenger RNA, 2678 nt
Organism: Pristis pectinata (smalltooth sawfish)
Lineage: Eukaryota; Metazoa; Chordata; Chondrichthyes; Rhinopristiformes; Pristidae
Gene: elfn1a
Product: extracellular leucine-rich repeat and fibronectin type III domain containing 1a
Cellular component (GO): plasma membrane
Molecular function (GO): protein binding
Source: RefSeq, a predicted model, not a curated record
GAGCAGUAUCCUACCCUGGUCUCACUUCAGCGAGACUGGAAACUCUUUGAAAAGACAGUUAACUCUGUGGACCUGAGGAAUAACCAGGACAAGCUGUUGAAACUAUCUCAAGGAAUGUAUGCGAAUGGGGCACAGUCCACAAAAGAAUUCAAAGAGAACUUUGUGCAGAGACAAACUGGACAAGGAAAUUGACAUGAAAUGUACAAGCAAGGAAAAAAACUCCAUCUCAGUUCAAUAAUUAGCAUUUCAAACAAAAAUGAGUAAAUUUGAGCCCUGCAGACUAUCUCAACUUAUUUAGCAGUUGGUGCUCUCAGAAAGUCUUUGCCCCCAAUCCCUUGGAGCAUAAGGGGAUGGCUCUACACAGCUUUGGUCUCUGGGUCUGCCUCGCCUCGCUGAUGAAUGCUGUUGGUGUUUCCGGUGACUGCUGGCUCAUUGAAGGAGAGAAAGGAUUUGUCUGGCUGGCAAUCUGCAGCCAGAACCAACCCCCUUACGAAUCCAUCCCUCAGCACAUCAACAGCACCAUCGUCGACCUCCGUCUGAACGAGAACAAGAUCAGAAGCGUCCAAUACUCCUCCCUCAACAGGUUCGGCAACCUGACAGAACUCAACCUGACCAAAAACGAGAUCUCCUACAUCGAGGAUGGAGCCUUUUCUGCCCAGUACAACCUGCGCGUCCUGCAGCUGGGCUUCAACAAGCUUCGGAACAUCACCGAGGGGAUCCUGCGGGGACUCGGCAGGCUGGAGUACCUGUACCUCCAGGCCAACCUCAUAGAGGUGGUGAGUCCCAAUUCCUUCUGGGAGUGCCCGAACGUGAUGAACAUCGACCUGUCCAUGAACCGGCUGCAGACGCUGGAGAGUUCCACGUUCCUGGGACUCAGCAAACUCUCGACUUGCGAGCUCUACGGGAACCCGUUCUACUGUUCCUGCCAACUGCUGGGCUUCCUCAAGUGGCUGGUGCAGUUCAACAACACCACCAGGAACUAUGACCGCAUGCAGUGCGAGUCCCCGACCCUUUACGCCGGCCAAGCCUUGCUGAGCCAGAGCCAGACCCGCAGCGCCUACAGUUUGCUGGUCUCGUCCUGCGGCGACAUCCAUACCCUAGACCCUAAUUUCAUGCCCACUCGGAUACCCCCCAGCACCACCACCUCUGAGAGCCCCUGUGGAGGCGAGGACUGCUCCUCGGGCGACGAUGCCACUCCAAUGAUAGCCUUCCACUCCCCAACCCAUGAGACACGGGCGCCGGUAAUCAGGGUGGAAAAGGUCACCUAUACCACUGCCACCUUGUUGGUCCAGAUACCCCGGCCCUUCAGUAAGAUGUACAUCCUGGUGCAAUACAACAACAGCUUCUACGCAGACAUCAAGAAGUUGCAGACGGAGCACGAAGUCAUUAAGUUGGACCGACUCCAGCCCCACACUGCCUACACGUACUGCGUGGCGUCCAUUCGCAAUGCCUUACGGUAUAACCAGACCUGUGUCACCUUCUCCACUGGGAGCGAUAGGGCAAGGGGUACCGUUCCCCCACCGUCCACCGCCACCCACUACAUCAUGACCAUUCUCGGCUGCCUCUUUGGCAUGGUUAUAGUACUGGGGUUUGUAUACUAUUGCCUGCGCAAGAAGAGGCAACAGGACGAGAGGCACAAGAAGGCGGGCGGGAUGACCAAAGCCAUCAUUGAGCUGAAAUACGGGGCGGAGAUGGAAGCCAGUACCAUCUCCCAGUUGGCGCAGAAGCCCGCGCCGCCCUGCGAGGUUGCUCCCAGGGCACCCUUCCUGCCUUCGCCGGGGGAUCCGGAGCCCCACAAGCCGCAGGAGUUGAGCGACACGCCCAAGACUACCAAGGGCAACUACAUCGAGGUGAGGACGGGGGAACCUGCCAGUGACGGGGGUGGCCAAGGGCGCAGUUCAGCGGCGGAGAUCUCAACCAUAACCAAAGAAGUGGACAAGGUCAACCAGAUCAUCAACAACUGCAUCGAUGCCCUGAAGUCAGAGACGGGCACUUUCCAAGGGGGCAAAGCAGGAGCAGUGAUUUCUGUGGAGCCUCAGGUGCUGAUGAUCACAGAGCAAGCCCAAAGCAAGCCCGGGCUCUUGUCGCCCAUUUCUAAAGAGAGCUACCAUCCACUGCAAAGACACAGCAGUGUAGAGGCUGUCCCCAAACGCCCCAGCAGUUCCUCCAGCGGUUCCACGCGAAGUCCCAGGUCUUUCCGCUCUGAGGCAUCGGCGCCCCGUCACGCCUGCAGAUCCGAAGCCCAGUACAUCGAGAAAGCAUCCCCCGUGGCGUCCAACAGUCCGGGAGCCAUCCCGAGGGCGCAGCCGCGCAGCGAGCACCGGCACUCCUACCCGGGGCGGAGGCAGGGCGAGCAGCAGGCUCCGGAGGGGCCAGCAGCCGGAGCAAAACCUUCAUCCCUGGAGCCGCUCGGCCGCAGCCGGAGGGACGUGGCCUUACUCCAGCUCUCGCCUCAGUGCCACAACCUCAGCUACACCUCCAGCCCCGAGUACAGCAGCAAGCCAAACCCGGGCAUCUGGGAGCGCUUCAGACUGCACAAGAAGAGGCACAAAGAGGGGCAGGAGGAGUACAUAGCUGCGGGCCACGCACUGAGGAAGAAGGUGCAGUUCGCCAAGGACGAAGACUUGCACGACAUCCUUGAUUACUGGAAAGGCGUCUCCAACCAGUACAAAUCCUGA